GCACUGAAGGUCCGCGUCUCGUGGCGGCGUGUGUGUUUAUGUUUUGAAAAUCGGCCCGCGUUCGACGCCAGAUCGUUGCGAAUCCGCCGUGCCGUCGUGGUGUAUGAAUGCUGGUGAAACUUUUUCAUACCUCCGAGCGUCCCAGAUAAGGCUUUUUGUGUGCGUGUGUGCGCGUAUGAAAAGGACGAAAACGUAGCAGGCUUUGGCCGAGGAGUGUGGUUGACAGCGAGAGAGAGAGAGAGAAAGGAGCUCUGCCAAAAACAACACACAGCUGUCAGUGACGUUCGAGGGUUCGAUCCUGCACAUCCCGCUCGCAGCAGUCUGCCGCUCUACUGCCGAACAACCAUCCUCCGGCGCAAUGACGCAUCCCGCGAGGUGACCUUCCGAAUCUUUCGAAUAAUUUCUUGGAUUCGGCCGGAUCGCUUAUCUCGUCACCCCCCCUCCCUUCGCGGGAAGCAAUUUUUGCGUGUUGGUGCCGCAGUUUUUUGCUGAGCCCAGGUUCGAACAUUCCGACCAGGGAAGCUGGACACACAACACUCCACGCUUUCCACGUCCGCCGUCCACCAGACACAAUAGGGUGAGAAAAUCGAUUGAAAUCCCGUAAUCCCCGUGCGUAAUCCCCCUUGCGGUGCACACAUUGCACUGCCAGCUGGUGGGGCUGGUGCGACCCAUCCACUAAUCGACAGCCCAGCGACACAGCCACAGGGCAAACAAUUGUGUGUAACUUCGGCGCAUCUUCCCGUCCGGCCCCAUCUGCUGCCACCAUUCAACCGACCGAGGGUGCUGGGUUGUCUAUAAUUAGACGAAAAUAAGGGUGCAUCCAACCACUCAGUGCUCCAACUCCACCCAAAGUGCGGAACUUCCCCUUCGUGUCCCGCGUGCGAUGCACUCAGCUCAAGCCAGAAUGGAAUGUGUGCGCGCGCGUUUGAUGUGCUCUAGUAAAUUAGCUGAAUAGAACCUUACAGCUUCCAGUGGACCUCCCUCGCCGGUCGUCCCCGCACGGUUCUCCAUCUUUGCUGAGCUUCGUGAGGUCUUUGUGCGUGCGUGCUUGUGUGUGUUGGAUGGUUGACCGUGGUCGGUCGAUUUAGCUUUUCACAACAAGUCAAACAACUGCUGGCGGCAGUACAGGAAGGAGAGAGGCUGUCGAACUGCGAGCUCGCGCCCGUUUACACGGACGGUCCCUCCCCUAUUGUUGUGCUUGUGCUGCUCCAAAACGACAAACAAAAGCUCGGGCCCGCCACAAGCCGAGACGAAAUCUCGACCCCCCGUGUACGGAUCAGUGCUUGGACAGUGGUCCACCGAUGCGGUAGUACAUUUGGCGUACCGGUCUGCUGUAGUUCCGCGCUUUGUUGCGACGGUUUUAUAAUACUUUUUUCGGUGAAGUUUGCAGCAAGUGUAUUACGCGGAACCCCGAUUGAUCGAUAGAAAAUACUCGGGAGGUGUAUCUCUUAAGUAACAAGGGCAAGACAAAGUGUUUCGGAAGACUCCUUUUCUGUGAGCCGAUGGCGGUGCGAUGAAAAAUGAUGCGGUACAGUACGGUGUGUUAUCAGCAACCAGUUCGUAGCUGUUGCUAUUGGUGCUAGUCUGCAGCACAGUGGACGGAGCUGGGCCCGCGUGCGAUCGCUCCAAAGUGCUAGAAACAAAGCGGCCAACGUGCACAAAGUUCGAAUCGUAAUCUGUUUGGAGGCAAAGCGAUUGAAGACUUGCGCUUGCAUCUUCACUGUCACUGUCACAGGGCGCGUCUUGCGAGGUCUGCCUGAUUGGCGAUCGGUUGUCCGUUGGUGGCUCGUAGCUUUGUAGAUUAUCAGUCAAGCCCGCAGUGUGUGUGUGUGUGUUUUGGUGUGUUAUCAGGGUCUCGAGGGUCUCUCCAUCUCUCACUCUUGUUCGUGGCGGUGAAGGAAAGGGCCGAUAGUGCGAGGGCUAACUAACAAGUAAUCCACGGAAAGGUUCGCUUAGGAAAAGGCUGACCAGAGCGCUCAAACGCGUAGCUCGGCCGUCCGUGUAACAGUGAAAAUAGGAAGCAGCAGUGUUGUGGCAGUGCAUCGAAGAGGAGUGCUACUUCCACGCCUUCCCUCGCUCUGUCGCUCUGGGAGCAUUAAGAAAAGAAAGUGCAAAAGAGUGCCGGGAAGGUACAGCAAAUUGCAGCCCAAGAGUGGAUGAAAGUGGAACCCGAACCCGAAGUGUGAGCCUGCAAGGUGCUGCAGCGACAGCAUCCAGCCCCGGAGGAAGUGGUAGUGAUUGCACUGCUGAUCUUAUCUCGACCGUGUGUGCGUGUUUGUUUGUGUGUGUGAGCAUUUUGUUUCAUCAUUGUUUAUGUUGGUUUUACUCUCAUGCUAGUAGUUUUACCACUUCUUCGUGUGCUACUAAGUGUUUGCGUCAGCCAGGCCUCAAGGAGGGCAUUAGUGGCUGCUUAACGAAUGUUUACAUAGUACACACAACUUUAGCUUAUGUGUGUGUGUGUGUUUCCCCUCAUUUAGGGUGAAUAGAUUUCCGGUUCCGUCACUUCAAAAAAGUGUGUUUGUUUUUUUUUGUCCAACAGUGAGAAAAGGCCACGAAUAGCCUACGAGACCGGAAACGGGAUCGGCAAACUUCAGAGCUGGCAGUGAGUGCGUUCGGGCCCUGCAGUUCGGUUUCGUUUUAUGCCGGUUCGAGUACAGGUGUGAGGCAAAAUCUUCCGGAAGAUCCGGCCCGGAUUACGUGAGCCACGAGGUGACAUUUUGGAAGGUAUUCUCUUCGCACCGUGUGCGGCUAUGCUAAUAGUGAACAGUGUGGAAAGUUGUUGAACAAAAAGCCAAGCAAAACAGGGUUUGCGACGCGACGAUAUCAUCCACCCAGCAGCCGAGCGACACACUCGGCACAUAAUACGGAAUUAUGUUAAACUGUACCGAUCUCGCCUGCGUCCUGCACCAUCACCAUUUCUACGCCCAUCUGCAUCAUCUGAAGCACCAUCUGCAGGAUGACCACGAUCAUCACCAUGGGCAUCACGGGCACGAGAGUCACGACCAUCACCAUGAAGCAGCCGCUGGAGAAGGGAGUGACGUAGACAAUGGCAAUAUACAGGACUUACUCAACGAUACAGAUUCUGAGCUUUCUUCUCUGUCCCAUCUUGAUGCUCCCAACGAUGUGCUGUAUAUGAUAUGUGGAGUCGUCAUCGCCAUGGUCCUCGUGGGCCUCAUCAUAGUUUUAGUUGCAGUUACGAUCAGUAAGCUGAGAAAGCGGGAAGAGUCGUCGACGGUGAGCCCGGUGACGGCGGGCAACGUGGAGGCGCCACCGCACCACCACCACCACCAUCACCAUCAUCACCAGCAUCAUCACCCUCACAGUCACCAUCAGCUGCAUCACAACGGAACCAGCCAUCCUCAGCAGCAGCAGCAGCAGAACAACAGUAGCAGUAAUCACCAUCACCAGCAGAACGGCGGCAGCAGUCCGGAAACAGGCUACUCCGUACCGACGCCGAUAGCCUUCCGACAGAGUCCGUCUACUGUGUGGGUCUUUCCACCGUUACCACCGCAGCCCAACAUCUACAACGCCAGUAGUCAGGACGCGUUAGUACAUAACGAGAAGACCGGCUUCAAGGGACUGAAACGUCAGCUGUCCGGUCGUUUCAAGCGCCUGGUAUCGCGGAAAGCGCACGAGCCCGCCCCAGUUAUACCGCCCGAGCUGAAGCCCCAGCUCAAGACGAUCUACGUGUAUUAAUCAUAAUGAUUUCCAACAACUUUAGCAGUUAAGCGUCGUCGUCGUCGUCCAGGGCGGCACAACACAAAUGAUAAAACGGCUAGGCAAUGCGGCAAUGCGGGCGAGCAACAGGGAAAAAGGAUGCAAACGCCACACUAUCGGUACGAGACGAGGGUUGUGCAACACACCUCUCUCUCUCCCGAUAGUGUUGGGAGUUUGUUUACCUCCCCCCCCUCCAUCCCUAUCCCCUAUUGCCGCUGCUAGAUGCUAGAUUUCCAUUCCUACUGGGUGUAGAGCAAGUGUGCAUGUGUGUGCUAGGCGGUUUUUUUAUAUUACUAGUAAUGUUCCACGGUAUAUUUUUUAACAACCCUUAUCACUCUACCCCCUACCCGUUUGCAAGACUCCUCAACACACAACACACGCCGCCCCAUACAAGCGGUCGAGUAUUCGAGGUGACGCGAGGUCAGGAGUGUUUUAGGAGCUUAAAACUAUUUAAUUUAUUAUCUUUCAUGUGUAAGCAAAAGUAGCGCCUUCUAAAAGAAAAAAAACGGAACAAAACUCUCCCCUCACCCCACACGCUCUUCUAGUGCACAGCAGCUCUUAUACUUUCGACAUUAUCGGGGCGUUUGCUCUUUAUGUAUGCCCGUGCAGUGAGUGUGUGGGAAAACGUAAACGAUUAGUAAACGAAUAUUUCCCACUGUGCGAUCCAAAAACAAAAACCCCAAAAAAAAAGCAGUACACUCAGACACAGCCGCAUGUUUGCGAUGAACCGAACGAUUCUUUUGUUUUAGUACAGACAGAGCCCAUUCCUGGCCGAGGAAUUACAAACUACAAAACCCCUGCUGCCCCACUAACUAUGAACCAACCCAAGGACCCUGCGUAAGGAGAAAUCGAACAAGAGUGGCAAAAGGGUUCCCUGUCCGUGUGUGUGUGCAGUUUACGUGUAACUUGAAUUAUUCGGUGCUAAAGAGAGAGAGAGGGAGACGCUAGUGUUUAUUAAGUAUAAGUUUCAUUCCACCCAUGUGAUCGACACAGUUUUUACAAACCAUCGAACUAAAAUAUUUUUA
Molecule: messenger RNA, 4742 nt
Organism: Anopheles arabiensis
Lineage: Eukaryota; Metazoa; Arthropoda; Insecta; Diptera; Culicidae
Product: protein catecholamines up-like
Exons: 8
Coding region: 2872-3696 (274 amino acids)
Source: RefSeq, a predicted model, not a curated record